Seriola aureovittata is the source of this 2988-nucleotide messenger RNA. RefSeq lists its product as uncharacterized. The coding region runs from base 377 to 2194 and encodes 605 amino acids. The transcript has a single exon. The record is from RefSeq and is a predicted model, not a curated record. NCBI's taxonomy places the organism in Eukaryota, Metazoa, Chordata, Actinopteri, Carangiformes, Carangidae.
UUUUUUUCUCUAAUGUUAUGAAUUUUUGUUUUUUGCACAAUAUUAAAAUCUGCACAAAAAGUAGAUUUUUGGUCAAAAACUAAUGUAGAAACUGUCAUGGUUUGCUAUGGCAGACACUUUUUGUUAGUUUUGUUUUGGAGUUUUUGCACUUCCUGUUUUAUUUUGUAAUUGGUUUCCAUGUGUGUCAGUGUUUUUGCUUCCUGUCUUGGUCCUGUGUCUGUGAUUGUCUGCCCUGCCCUAAUGUGUUUCACCUGUGUUCAAUCAUCCUUGCCUCCCUUGUCUAUAUAGUCCUUGUGCUCCCCUUUGUCUGUGUCGGUUCGUCCCUUUUCAGUUCCGGGUUUGUUCACGUCUGUUCACGUCUGUUCAUGUCACGUUCAUGCCAUGUUCAUGUUUGGAUUUUGGAUUUUUGUUUAAUAAACCUGCCUGCACCGUCUCCCAUGUGUUAGCUGCAUUUGGGUCCUACUUACCUCGCAAAAACCCUGACAGAACGAACCGACCAGAAAUGGACCCAGCGGUCUACGCCAGCCUCAUGGCUUUUUUGAGUGUUCAUCCAUCCUGUCAGCAAGCGCCCUCGUCGGUCAUCAGAUCUCUGUUCAAGCUGCCUGUCCCCUUCUCGGACUCGGACCUGGAGGACUCUGAUCGGGAGGACCCUGACGAGUCCCCUUUCAGGGGAACUCGCCUGGCAAUUUUCGGGGGAUCUCGUGGAGGCCAAAGAAGGCCAGGUAAUCACGGCUCCCGUCGCCAUGGGGAGGCUCCGCCUCGGCCCCAGCCCCAGGUUUCUCGCUUCCAGCCCAAGCCAAAGACCAAGGUCCACCGCUUCCAGCCCAAGCCCCAGCUACCCCAGUGUCCAGAGCCUCUAAUCCCCUGUGGGCAGGAGCCUUCACCAACCACCCUGGCUGACACAUCAGCUGUUCCAGCGUCGGGGGUUCCACUUGGCGUUUCGUCGGCUCCUGCCCCACCUCCUGGGUCGAUCAUCCCGGCCGGCGCAUCAGCUGUCUCAGCGUCUGGGGUCCCGGUCGAUUCCUCCCUAGCCCCUGAAUUGGGUGGGCUGGACAAAGUCUCCCCUGCUCCACCUGUCCUGUCGCCGGUCCAGCUGACUCCAGACUCUUGUUCCCAGUCAGUGGUCCGGCCGAUCCCUGCUCCUCGUUCCCUGCCGUUGGUCCGGCCGAAUCCUGUCCCUCAUGUCCAGUCGGCACUCCAGCUGACUCCUGACUCUGGUUCCUGGUCAGUGGUCCGGCCGAUCCCUGCUCCUCGUUUCCUGUCGGCGGUCGCUGCUCCGUGUUCUCCAGCGGCGUCUACGACUGUUCCUGUCCCUCCUGUGGUGUCGGCGGCCGCUGCUCCAUGUUCCCCGGCGGCGUCGACGACUGUUCCUGUCCCUGCUGUGGUGUCGGCGGCCGCUGCUCCGUAUUCUCCAGCGGCGUCGAUGACGGCUACUGGUGUGACGUCACCACCUCUCCUGGUUCCUGAUGUGACGUCACCACCUCUCCUGGCUCCAGCCAUGACAUCACCCCCGCUCGUGGUUCCUGCCAGGGCACCACCCCCAUUGAUUCUUGCCCUGACUCAGCCCAUGUGGCUCCUGGUGUCCUUGACUCCUGCCAGGGCGCCACCUCCAGUGGUCCCUGACUCUGUGCCGCCUCCGGUGGUCCCUGACUCUGUUCCGCCUCCGGUGGCCCCUGACUCUGCGCCGCCUCCGGUGGCCCCUGACUCUGCACCGCCCCCGGUGGCCCCUGACUCUGCGCUGCCCCCGGUGGCCCCUGACUCUGCGCUGCCCCCGGUGGCCCCUGACUAUGUGCUGCCCCCGGUGGUCCCUGACACUGUGCCGCCCCCGGUGGUCCGGCUGAUCUCUGUUCCUCGUGUCCUGAUGGUGGUCCAGCUGACUACUGUCCCUGGAACCAAGUCAGCUCCUGUUCGCCUUCCAGAGUGGCGACGCCAUCCUCCGGCUCGACCUCCGGAGAGACCACGUCUUCGUCGCCGUCCUCCUGCUCGACCUCCGGAGAAACCCUGUCUUCACCGCCGGCCUCCAGAACGGCUCCGUCCGUUUGCCCGACCUCCGGGUCGCCCCACUGAACUACCAAGCCUGUCCAUAAGGCCUCCGCCUCGUCCCCCUGAGUUGCCAUGUGUUGCCCCUGAGCAUCGGAAGAUGCUGUCCACUGGCCCCUGGAUUCCUCCCGCCCGAGUUUAUGUUUUUGUUUAGGGUCGUCUGGGAUUCGACCCUUAAGGAGGGGAUUCUGUCAUGGUUUGCUAUGGCAGACACUUUUUGUUAGUUUUGUUUUGGAGUUUUUGCACUUCCUGUUUUAUUUUGUAAUUGGUUUCCAUGUGUGUCAGUGUUUUUGCUUCCUGUCUUGGUCCUGUGUCUGUGAUUGUCUGCCCUGCCCUAAUGUGUUUCACCUGUGUUCAAUCAUCCUUGCCUCCCUUGUCUAUAUAGUCCUUGUGCUCCCCUUUGUCUGUGUCGGUUCGUCCCUUUUCAGUUCCGGGUUUGUUCACGUCUGUUCACGUCUGUUCAUGUCACGUUCAUGCCAUGUUCAUGUUUGGAUUUUGGAUUUUUGUUUAAUAAACCUGCCUGCACCGUCUCCCAUGUGUUAGCUGCAUUUGGGUCCUACUUACCUCGCAAAAACCCUGACAGAAACGUAACAUAGCACUGUCUCUAUCAUAAAAAGGUCAAAUCUGCCCCACAAAAAAAAAAACUUAAAUUGUGACAUCAUUUAAACUACGGUCCUCGUCAGAUCUGAUAUUAACAAGCUCUAAGUUCAGGUGUGAAUGCACCCCAGACUCAUUGAAGACACAUUUGAGAUCCGAUCACUCAGACCACAUUCAGAGGUGGUUUGAGCCACAUGUAAAACGUCAUUUGUAUAAAUUCUGAAUGAUGACCAGAUGUAAUAUCUAGGAAUGAAAGCGUCCAUGUGGAAAGCCAGAGGGAAUGAUAGAGGGUGCCAAGCAUUAACAAUAAGCCUUUACAGUGAUUAACAAUUAACUUCUAAAUUAACUUUC